UUACGGGACGGACAGCGGUUGCGGACGGACGCCGACCACGAGAACGGAGUGACACUGCGAGCGGUCGCCACUCCCGGACACACGACUGACCACUUGAUUCUGGUGUUAGAGGAGGAGAACGCUGUCUUCAGCGGUGACUGCAUUCUGGGCGAAGGGACCACAGUCUUCGAGGACCUCUACUCAUACAUGCAGUCAUUGCAGAUAAUACUGGAUCUGCAGCCGUCGGUCAUAUAUCCAGGACAUGGAAACGUUGUGAAUGAGCCGAUGGCCAAAAUUGAGGAAUAUAUCGCCCAUAGACUGCUUCGCGAGCAACAGAUUCUCAAUGCGAUGACCGCUGCGGACAGAGCUCUCACUUCUAUGGAAAUCGUGAAAAUUGUUUAUAAGGAAGUAUCGGAACAGUUAUAUACGGCCGCAGAACUCAAUGUUUGCCAUCAUUUGGAGAAAUUGGUUAAAGAGAGCAAAGUGUGGAAAAUGAAUGAAAAC
This is a messenger RNA of Medioppia subpectinata, 483 nucleotides long. NCBI's taxonomy places the organism in Eukaryota, Metazoa, Arthropoda, Arachnida, Sarcoptiformes, Oppiidae. The record is from the annotation of a GenBank genome assembly.